Molecule: messenger RNA, 1031 nt
Organism: Phytomonas sp. EM1
Lineage: Eukaryota; Euglenozoa; Kinetoplastea; Trypanosomatida; Trypanosomatidae
Source: the annotation of a GenBank genome assembly
GUAAUAGUUGAACAGCCUUUAUAAAAGAAAAGAGCCACAAUUCUUAUCAUUAACGUUUUCCCUGACAACAUUUUUGUCAUACCGUGAGACAGUCGAAUUUUGAAUCGAAAGGGUUCCUUUAUAUUUUGUUUUUUGUCAUGGCGCUACAGCGGACUGCACAUGAUGCAUGCUCUCGGAAGGUGCAUUGUGUUGAAAAAAAAUACCUGGACGACCCUUUUGUUCACUUUUUUGCCAAAGACUCCACUAUCGUUAAUAGCCCUCUCAUGAACAGAGGAACAUGGCUUCGCACCACGGCUAUUGAGAGAUGCGUGAGGAAUUUCUCAAAGAGCGUAAACGGCAAUCCGAUCCAAAUUAUCAGUUUCGGUGCGGGUGUGGAUACCCUCUACUUUCGUCUGAAGAGUCAGGGUGACGUCAAGAUGUCAGCUUAUCUCGAGCUUGACUUUGAGGAUCUUGUUGCCGAAAAGCUGAGCAUUAUUGAACGAACCCCGCUUCUUAGAAAUUGUGUAGAUUCCCAUUACCACCUUUUGAACUGCGAUCUAAGGAAGCCUAACGAUGUAGUGAGUUUAUUGAGUAAACACGUCAAGCCCGAUAUUCCAACAAUUCUCCUGGGUGAGAUGGUUUUCAUUUACAUCGAGGCCGCGAUCGCGACGGAUCUUUUGCAGCAAACUCUUCAUCACGUAUUAGGCGCGGAAACCCCCGUCGAGUUGAUCACGUACGAUGCGAUGCAGCCGAACGAUCGGUUUGGUCGGAUGAUGAUUGAGAAUUUGUCUAGCAAUGGGAUCUACCUGAAGAGUAUUGCGGACUUCCCCACCCCCGCGCAUCACGAAAAGCGGUGGAGAGAAAUUGGGUUCAAAUCCGUCAAGGCAAUGUCGAUGCGGCAGCUCUACCUAACCGUUCCGAAGGACCUCAUGACAUGGCUGAACAGGCUGGAGAUGGUGGACGACUGGGAUGAAUGGAAUUUGGUACAUGAUCACUAUUGCUUUGUAGUUGCCCAUACAAAGGAAGAUGCCGAGCUCAAAAUAUUUACGUGA